AUGUCGUUCUUUGGCAAGUUCAAGACAGGCUCGACCCAAACUGGCUCAGCGUCCAAAGACUCCGCCGCCAAGAAAGACCCCAAUGCGCCGCAACCUACACCGUUAGAGAAGCAUCUCGCCGAUGCGGUAGGGCCGCCGCGCCCUGAUGGAAGUGAUAAGUUCUUUGGGUUUGAAAACUACGGUUCGACAUGCUAUUGUAAUUCGAUAAUACAGUGCUUAUACUACUCCGCGCCCUUUCGGGAACACGUCAUCAACUUCCCCUCGAAAGAUGUUCUCGACACGAUACGAACCAAAGACGCCAACGGCGCACCUCUAUCCCCACGAGAGACAUCGACAACACCCUAUCCAAACCCUACCUCACCCGCACGAAAACAGAAUGUCCCUGGAUCGCCGGGCCCGCAAGGGCAACAAAAGCCUGAAGAGAGCAAAGACUCGCCAGAGUAUAGAAAGAGGAUGGCAUUGCAGAAUGGGCCCGUUCUGGACAUGACAUACGACAAUUCGGCCAAGUAUGGCAUGGACGAGUCGCUAUUCACAUCGCUAAGAGACAUCUUUGAGAGUAUUAUCGGGAACCAAUCGCGGAUAGGUGUGGUCAGCCCGCAUCGAUUUCUGGAGAUUCUAAGACGUGAGAAUGAGAUGUUUCGAUCGGCCAUGCACCAGGAUGCGCACGAGUUUCUGAACCUACUAUUGAACCAGGUGGUGGAUAAUGUGGAGAUGUUCUCGAAGCAGCAUCCCGCUCUCACGGCGCCGAUCCAGGCCAAUGGUGGAGCUCCUGAGAAGAUUGCGGGAACUGAGUUGAGCAUAUCGACAAAUGGACUCAAUGUACCGCAAGCUGGACUGGACACUCACUGGGUACACGACCUGUUCGAAGGACUACUCACAUCAGAGACGCGAUGCUUGACGUGUGAGAAUACAUCGCAAAGAGAUGAGGCAUUCUUGGAUCUGUCCGUGGACCUCAGCUCGCACACCUCCGUAACGUCAUGUCUACGCAAGUUUUCAGAAGAAGAGAUGCUGUGUGAGCGCAACAAAUUCCACUGCGACAACUGCGGCGGCUUGCAAGAAGCAGAGAAGAGGAUGAAGAUCAAGCGGUUACCACGGAUUCUGGCCUUGCAUCUGAAGCGCUUCAAGUAUACUGAGGACCUGCAGCGGUUACAGAAGCUGUUCCAUCGAGUAGUGUAUCCAUUCCACCUGCGACUGUUCAAUACGACUGAUGACGCCGAGGAUCCGGAUCGUCUGUAUGAACUGUAUGCCGUCGUGGUGCACAUUGGCGGGGGCCCCUAUCACGGCCAUUAUGUCAGCAUCGUCAAGACGCAAGAUCGAGGCUGGCUACUCUUCGACGAUGAACUGGUGGAGCCUGUCGAUAAGAGCUACGUGAUGAACUUCUUUGGUGGGGAGCCUCAGCCUGGAGUUCAGGACGCGAAACAACUGGCGUGCGCAUAUGUGCUCUUCUACCAAGAGACGACACUAGAGGCAGUUCUCAAAGAGCAGGAAGCGGAGAGAGGCGCUGCCCCAGUACCGACUCGAACAUCUGAUGUUGAGACCUCGAAAGAUCCAUCGUCUCCCAUUAAGAAUGGUGACGGUCUGGCCCAUGUUCACACUGCCACUACUCCUUCGCCGCACGAUAUGGAGCAUAUGGAUAUGCUCGCACAUGCUGCAACCGCACCACAAAUGCCGAACUUGGCAGCAGCAGCAAAUGCGAGACCUCACUUGGAUCAUCUGCAGGGUACUCCACUUUCUCCCGUGAUGCCGACCAAGACGAAGAAGGAGCUGAAACAGGAAGAAAAGGAACGCGAAAAGGCAGCUAAGGCGGCGAAGAAAGCCGAGGAGAAAGCGCUUGAUGAAAAGCGCCAAGAAGCCAGCAGGAAGCGACAAGAAGCAUGGAAGCGCCAAGACGAGGAGAUGAAGGCUGUGAUGGAAAUGAGUAAACAGACAGCCGCCGAAGAAGCCAAGACUCGCGGCGACGAAGGUCCAAAGGAGAAGGAGAAAGAGAGCGGGUUCUCCAGGUUCAGGCACGGAAGCAUGAGUCUGAGGAAGAAGCCGAUGAUGUUUGGCAAAGAUAAGGAGAAGAGCAAGGAGGAGAAACUUCCUCCCGUGCCGCAGAAUGGGACCGUGGAAGUGCCCAACGGAACCGCGCCGAGCAAUGGUGCAGUCCAGGCGGCUCAAGCUGCAGCCGAGAAGACGACCGCCAGGGAUUCUGUGGGUGCUGCGCCGGCGGUUCAGGCUGUACAGCAGCAAGAAGAGAAGAGCAAGAAGAACCGGUUCAGUCUGGGGAGGAAGAAGAGCACGCUUAUCGGGUGA
Molecule: messenger RNA, 2295 nt
Organism: Zasmidium cellare ATCC 36951
Lineage: Eukaryota; Fungi; Ascomycota; Dothideomycetes; Mycosphaerellales; Mycosphaerellaceae
Exons: 4
Coding region: 1-2295 (764 amino acids)
Biological process (GO): protein deubiquitination
Cellular component (GO): nucleus; cytosol
Molecular function (GO): cysteine-type deubiquitinase activity; cysteine-type endopeptidase activity
Source: RefSeq, a predicted model, not a curated record